Messenger RNA from Micropterus dolomieu (smallmouth bass), 5007 nucleotides. It is a transcript of the gene rorca, whose product is annotated as RAR-related orphan receptor C a. Gene Ontology annotation, biological process: regulation of transcription by RNA polymerase II. NCBI's taxonomy places the organism in Eukaryota, Metazoa, Chordata, Actinopteri, Centrarchiformes, Centrarchidae. The coding region runs from base 370 to 1794 and encodes 474 amino acids. Gene Ontology annotation, cellular component: nucleus. Gene Ontology annotation, molecular function: nuclear receptor activity; zinc ion binding; RNA polymerase II cis-regulatory region sequence-specific DNA binding. The record is from RefSeq and is a predicted model, not a curated record. The transcript has 10 exons.
GUGAGGAACAUGUGUUGUAGUCCACGCGCCGAAACUAGGUAGGUUGCAGCGAGCCGCAGAGCAAGACACAGCUGAGAGACGAGGAGCCGCUGCUUUAAUAUUCUGUAGGCGUUUUAUCCCAUGAGCAAUUCUGAGACUGUGCAGAGCGGACAGAAAGUAAAUUACUGCAAAACGCCGUAGCUUGUAUUUAUUAUUAUAAGGCCCGCGCGUGAAGAAUAGGUAGAAAAUCCAUAUGAGGAUUUGCUGUUGUGACAGUUUUCAGCUGCUCCGGUUUGGAGCUAAUAAGUGCGCGUCGCUCUCAGUGUUUCUUGUCUUCAUUUCCACCUGGAGUUGUAUGACUUGAAGAGUUGGCUACACUUCACCGCCGACAUGAGAGCUCAAAUAGAGGUGAUUCCCUGUAAAAUCUGUGGGGACAAAUCCUCCGGGAUCCACUAUGGUGUCAUCACAUGUGAAGGCUGCAAGGGUUUCUUUCGACGCAGCCAGCAGAACAAUGCUAUGUACUCCUGCUCACGACAGAGGAACUGUCUUAUUGACCGGACCAACCGUAACCGCUGUCAGCACUGCAGACUGCAGAAAUGUCUUGCUCUGGGCAUGAGCCGUGAUGCGGUCAAGUUUGGUCGGAUGUCCAAAAAGCAACGUGACAGCCUGUAUGCAGAAGUCCAGAAACACCAGCGAUCCCAGGAGUGUGCGGGCCUGGGUGUCCGCGAGGAGAAUAGUGACGCGACUGAUCACGGCCGCACCUACAGAAGAGGCUCCAGCGCCACGCUCAGCGAUCUGGAGGACAUUACCACGCUGCCCGAAGGCCUGCUUUUCGACCUGCCGCUGACCCCAGAGGAUGCAGGGGGAGACUACUGUAACCUGGACAUGCUGGGCGGCAGUGCAGGCAGCAGCUCAUCCUCGCAGAGCUCACCAGAACAGACCAGCUUGGACUUUGUAGACGUCAGCCACAGCAUCAAGCAUGAGUACCAGCUGUUGCAUGACUCUGGACUCUUCUCACAUGCUAUCUUCAACCCGCUGCCUGAGGGCUGCUCCCUGCAUGAGAUAGAGCGUUUAACUCAGAGCGUGGUGAAGUCCCAUAUUGAGACGAGCCAGUACGGUACUGAGGAGCUGAAGAGAAUGGCGUGGACCUUGUAUAGCCCAGAAGAGACACGCUCAUACCAGACCAAGUCAGCUGAGGUGAUGUGGCAACAAUGUGCCAUUCACAUCACCAAUGCAAUCCAGUAUGUGGUAGAGUUUGCCAAGCGCAUUUCUGGCUUCAUGGACCUCUGUCAGAACGAUCAGAUUAUCCUCCUCAAAGCAGGCUGCAUGGAUGUUCUUCUGAUCCGUAUGUGUCGGGCCUACAACCCCAUCAAUAACACAUUAUUCUUUGACGGAAAGUUUGCCACUGCUCAGCUGUUCAAAGCUCUUGGCUGUGACGACCUUGUGAAUGCAGUGUUUGACUUAGCUAAAAGCCUGAGCCGUAUCCAGAUGUCUGAGGAAGAGAUGGCUCUCUUCAGUGCUGCUGUGCUGCUCUCACCAGACCGUCCCUGGCUGACAGAUGUUCAGAAGAUACAGAAGUUGCAGGAGAAAGUCUACGUGGCUCUGCAGCGCUGCCUACAAAGAGAGGGAGCAUCAGAAGAGAAACUAGCUAAGAUGGUGUCUAAGCUUCCCAUAAUGAAGUCCAUUUGCAACCUUCACAUCGACAAACUGGAGUUUUUCCGCCUGGUUCACCCUGAGACAGCGUAUACCUUUCCUCCUCUGUAUAGGGAGGUUUUUGGCAGUGAAAUCACCUUCCCAGACUCCACAGAGGGCUAGCAACGUUUAGCUAAAGAGCGUGAUUCAAAUAGAGACAUUGAGGUGUAGGGAGGAGGAGAUAAAAAUGUGGCAACCAGCUGAGGAAAAACCAACCAGCAGCUCAAUGACAAUCCUGCACGCUACACUUUAGGACACACUUCUCUCACCUCCCGCCCUGCAAGCUAGUCCGUUCAGCUUCAACGUAACACUACAGGAACUGCUGCUGGGUACUCAAUGCAUGUUACCUCUUUUUUUACAGUUAAAGAAAUUAUUGAGGAGUAGCUCACAUAAUUUGUAUUCUAAAAAAUAUUUUUCUAUGAGAAGACCUUAAACCUCUCAUCAUGUUGAAUUCCUUUCUAAUAUAAAUUUGACUCUCACCAUUCUCACAGUUCCUGUAAGCUAUUGUUGAAUGUACCCCUUUUUCCUUUUAACCGUUCAGCACAGCCCCUAGGCUUGAUAUAGAAUGUACAUAUUUAAAAUCUUCAGCCACUUUUUGGAGAUUUGCAGUAAUGAUGCCUGUUUCGGUUGUCAGUCUAGUAAAAAAAAUUUGUUUUAUUCAAUAUUUUUGGUUGCGCCCACAGUUUGCAGUUUUGUAAUGUAUGAACAAACUGUUUAAAGGGACCAUGAUCAAACUCACAAACAGACAGGGUUUUUUUUUAACUGUGUGAAUCAUGGGCAAACUCUCAGAGUGUCUGCCACCAUGCACUUACAAACUCUUGCACACAGAGCACAAAACAUAGCACUUAUUCUGAUCUUUGUAGGUGUUUUUACUAGCACACCCUCAGACACUGAUGUUAGUGAACUCUUUGUUUUUUAAUGCAAUCAAUGACCUCAGUCCUGAUACCUUUUCCCCUUGCAAAUGCCACUUAGAGAGUGUGAUAAUCACAGCAGUGUUGUGAAAGUAUUUUCUGAUGCUUCUUUUUCAUAUAUAUAUAUAUAUAUAUACAUGAAAAAAUAUAUAUAAUAACACCUAUAUAAUCAUGUAAGAUAAGAGCAGUGAGUGAGGAGGAGGGGAACUAAUGCGCAUGUGCUCAGGUCUCUCGAACAGAUACUGCCUACUGCCCAAACUUGGGGUUCUGGGAUGGAAAGAUUGCUGUUGCUGAUAAUUAGCACUUAUGAGUCCUUGUUAGAAUCCAAAAUGAACUCUUGGCACAAGAUUUUACGGGUUCGCACUCAGACUGCCAUCUGUGAAAGUUAUGUUAAAACAGUCAGAAAUGCAAGAUACACCCUCCCACUGUAGAUAAGCUUUAUGAACAAGGUGCUAGGCAGCCGACCACUGUGGGGUUAUGUGCUCUCAUGGAGGAGCAUCUGGAACUAGUCGCACCUCAGCUCCCCUUUCCGCAGAAGAGUGCCAUUGCACAAACCAUCCAGCAGCGUCUCAGCCAGCAGGUUCAAAAGACUUUGGGCAUAAAGAAGAAAUGAACUGAUAAGUCUGAUGUUGACAUGUGACAGUAAUCACAUUACCAUCAACAUGGUAGGAUGGGGGGCAAAGAAUAGAAAGUGGACAGUUGUGUGUAGACAUCAGAGAGGAUAUACUGUCUGCGCCAACUCUGACUGCUUCGGGGCCAGGCAGACUGCGCUGUCGCAGUCAGCCAAGGUGUUCUGAUUGGACAAUUAAAUCAUCUGUUCCUUUUUCCCCACUCCCUUACUACCUCACACUCUUCAAACACUACAUGGCACAGCAAAGGGUUGACAGAGCCAUCAGCUACCCCCCUGAGUUAGUAUUUCUGCAUUCAUAGUAAAGAGCUUCUUUGAAAAUAUAACAAUUAGACUAAACUAUCCUAAAAUAUAUUCUUAUGGUCUUUCAACUGGACAGAAGACAAAAGCAAACUGAAAUGCUGGAUCUACUUAUGCUACCUAUCCUCAAUGAGUGCUUUUCUGUCAUUUGAGAGCAGUUAAUCUGUAGGUUCAGGAAGUCCUGCUUAGAUACAGAUCUAUCUGAAGUAAGAUCUCUUGAGACACAAGGGUGUGUCCAUAUGGCAGCAGGGGGACAUAUUGGAUUUCUGUAAAAACAACAAAAACAAAGUAUCUUUCUACCCAUAUCCUAGAGAAGCUGCCAGAAAAGAAAAGUCAGAGAAAACAUUGCUGCUUUUAAAAUGCAACAUUGCUGCAUUUUAAGACGAUCACAUGUCGUUGAUGUCUAGCUCUAUUUAAUAUGUCAGCCAGAUUUGCUUUGCACUGCUGGGACGGUGCUGUUCGCCAGACACAUACUAUAUUACCUGUAUUACCCUUUUCUAGGUACACGAGACAGUGGCAUGGUGGGAUUGUGCAAUAAAGUCUUUCCCGUUGUUCUCAGUAUGUUGGGCCUUUGUUGCCAUGUAUUACAGUUAAUAUUUUCAUGAGCACUCCAGCAAAACGUGGCAGCACAACAAAUUAUGUUAUUUGGAAGAUAAUGUACCAAAUGCACAGCCAGCCACUACACAGGUCAGCCAUCUGCUGAUAUGACCAGAUGACACUUCAGAUUGUAACAAAGUGUAAUACUUUGUGUGUUAAGUCCUAGAAUGUUAAGUAUGCUGAAUUCAGCAGAGUUUUUGUAGGCCUAAAAGCUGUCCGGGAAGCAGUACUGAAGAUCUGCACUUACAUUUCCGUUUAGAGUUACUCAGGGAGAUAGCUGGGCUCUCUGUCCUGCAGUGUCUGCAGUUAGUUGAGCUAGCAAGACACCUUGCACCAACAUAGAAGACCUUAAAACCUUGAUCACUGUGUACAGUACACGUUCUUGUGAAUGUUUGAUUUCAGAAGUAUCAAAAAUUUUACCCCUGACUAAUAUUAUUGCGAGACUUUUUUGUUGGAGUUUGAGUCAUAGAUGAAAUAGGACAUUAUAAAAAAAGUAAUUAUAGUAAAAUAAAUAUAAAGAAAUAUAUUAUCUCUGAAUCUUGUGUUGGUUUUGUUGUGAUCUUUUGUUUCUUAAUUGUUAUCCUUACAUGUACUGUUUGUUUGUUUUUUUUCUCAUCAGUUUAGUGUCCUUUUUGUCUUGGAGAGAUGUAAUUCUAUUUUUUUAAAGACCGUUUUUAAAGAUGUCUCCCUAAAAGUUUCUCUUUUGUCAUGAUCCUUCUGUUUAUAUGUUCACGCUAUUUUAAGAUUAUUGUUAUUAAAUCAAUAUAGAUUUUAAUAAGAAAUAAUUUAUGAUAUGUUAUGAUAUAAAGCCCAAGAGGUUUUAACACAGUAAAGUGUUAUUGCACAAUGGUGACAAUAUGUGGAUUUAAGAAUGUAAUAAAAGUCUUUUUACAAUAAGAA